This is a messenger RNA of Colletotrichum gloeosporioides, 819 nucleotides long. RefSeq lists its product as uncharacterized. NCBI's taxonomy places the organism in Eukaryota, Fungi, Ascomycota, Sordariomycetes, Glomerellales, Glomerellaceae. The record is from RefSeq and is a predicted model, not a curated record. Bases 1 to 819 code for a protein of 272 amino acids. The transcript is spliced from 2 exons.
AUGGCCAAGGCGGAGGAGCGCCGCCUGACCGACGUGUCAAUCUCGUGGACCGACGCCUCUGGCCAGCGCCUCCAACUUGGGCCGUCCAAGGACGUCAAGACUACACUCCUUCUACGAGAGGACCCCAAGACAUGGGGUUGGAUCCAGGUUACAUUCCCAAGCACCGACAUCGCCCAUGCCAGACGGAAAUCCAAGGGCGCCAAGCCCCGACUCUUGCCCACGCCUGACCGCAACAUCUUCAUCGACUUGCUUCCUCCAAACAUUGACGUGUUUGCCACCACCUUUCAGCCCCGUGACGAGCCCGACUCUGUUCUCGUCGUCGAUGUAACCCUGGAAGACCCCGAUGUGGUCUGGAUCAGAGCUCGAGAUGCCGGCUCGGUUGCCCUCAACGAUGCCCAGAUGGAAGCUGUCCACCUCUUGGAGUUAUUCUCCGAGACUUCCCGACUCAGAAUUUCCGUUCCUUCCGACAAGAAAGUCAAGAAACACAGCUGGGACUGGGACAAACACUUUGCCAAUGACACAGCUAGAACGGCGUACAACUACGGCUUCGUUGUCGACAAGCGCCGCCGCCGUGGAUUGAGGAAGCCUCGUCGAGAGGCCGAUUGGAAGAACUAUUACAUCAGAGGACAGUCUCCGCGGCAGCCUGUUCAGACCAGGCUUCCCUUCAACGUCAAGAAAAGUGGCAAAGAUGUCGGAAUGGCUAGCCUUUCUGACGGGCUCGUUGCACCACAGAACAACAACCUCGAAGACAAGGCUUUCCGUCUGGGUGCCCCCGACGACAAGCAUGCAAAAGGGAACGAUGGAAUCAACAGCGAAUAG